UCUGUUUCUUCUCUCUCUGAGCACAAACUCUUCAUUUUCUCUUUCACUAUUUCGCUUUUUCACAAACCUUACUCUCCAUUUCUCUUGUUCUAAAUCAUGGCGGCUCGACCCGUGGAUGACACCGAUGGUGCCCACCAAAAUCCCGUCUUCUUCCCCCAGCCCCUCACCGUGAUACGCACCGUUACCAGUACCGGCGCUCGGAUCUCCACCCAGAUCAAGGCGGAGGAAAUGACUUUUGACGAGUUCCUCAAGGCGACGAAUACGAAGGUGAUGUCCGAGGAGGAGUGUCUGAGAACCCAGAUGAAGGAAGAGCAACCUAGAGAGCUAGGAGUAGCAAGAGUCAAGGAGGAACCCGAUAUGGAUUUUCUGAGUAAGGGUUCUGAAAAUAAACCCGAGGUGUCUAAUAAUACUCUUGCAUUGGUUCCGUUAGAAAGGGUCAAAGGCAAGUCCUUCCAAGAGUGGCUCUGGCUUAGGUACAACAGUAGCGUCAAGUCUAGAGGUGAGUAUUCCAUUUCCCAAGAGAAAGAAGCGGGUCCUAAAGAUCUAGAGAAUGGUCAAUCACUAAAUGAGUCUAGUCCUAAAGUAAAAGUGAAGGAGGAACCUUAUCUGGGUUCUGAGGAUAAGGUAGAUAAGGUACAAGUGAAAGAAGGAUCACCAAAUGAGUCUAGGCCUAAAGGUGAAGUCAAAGAGGUACCUGAUUUGAGGGCUGAGAAUGAGGUACACGUUAAGGAAGGAUUACCAAAUGAUUCCAGGACUAAAGUUGAAUUGACAGAAGAACCUGAUUUGGGGCCUGAUAAUAAGUUACACGUAAAAGAAGAGUUACCUAUUGAAUCAACGCCUGAAGUUAAAGUGAUAAAGGAAUCUGAUUUGUGGUAUGAGAACAGGGUAUAUGUGAAAGGACCGGUUGGGGCUGAGAACAAGGUAUCUGCGAAAGAACCAAUUGGUUCUAACUUUUGCUCGAAACCUCAGAAGGUGAAAAAGGAAAUAGUUGAGGAAAGGGUCGUUUCUGGCUUGGUGGAGGAUGGGGAUUUUCCGGAGGAUCCAGAAUGGUUUCUGGUGGGAAGGACAAUAGUCACCGCACUUUCGACCUCAAAAGGAAGGAAAUUGGUUGACAAUGAGGUUGUCCAUUUUGCUUUUUCUUCCACAAAUUGGAGACAUAAUGCACAGUGGAUUGUUCGUUUCUCAACUAAACGGUCUGGAGAGAUUGGUCGGCUUCCGAUGGAGUGGGGAAAAUGUGUUGUUCCGCUUGUAAAUUCCUCUAAGGUUAAAGUUCUUGGACGAUGCGUAGCUGCACCAUCAAACCUUUCCAUUAUGCAAGAAAUCAUGCUAUGCGUAAGCUUUUACAUUCACCAUUCAAUUUUCACGAAGGAUGACGCGUCUUCAUGGAGGCUAGAUGCUCCCUAUAACAUUGACUCUACACUUCAUCCUCUUCUCAGUCUGUUUAAAUUGUUGAAAAUUAAACCAUAUCUGAAGGCUGAAUUUACCCCCGAAGAACUUCAUUCUCGGAAACGUGUGCUAAAUCUAGAUGAUGAUUCAGAAGAAGCUGCAUCAAUGUUGCCCAUUGUGAAGCGAAGAAAGGGUUGUCAGCAGUAUCCAGAACAAAGCAAAGAUGAACAAGCUCUCUCAGAGUCAUCGGUGAAUAAACUUGUGGGGGCAGCAGAAAUGUAUAACUUGGAGGAGAUGGAACCCCCAUAUACACUCAUGUGUGAUCUUAGGCCGUACCAGAAACAAGCUCUCUACUGGAUGUCAGAAUUAGAGAAGGGAAUACAUGCUGAGAAAGCAGCAAAAACACUUCAUCCAUGCUGGGCAGCAUAUCAAAUAAGUGAUGAGCGGGCUUCCUCAAUAUAUGUGAACACUUUCUCAGGGGAAUCAACUACAAAAUUUCCAACUGCAACACAGAUGGCAAGAGGAGGAAUAUUGGCAGAUGCGAUGGGGCUUGGGAAGACUGUGAUGACAAUCGCUCUUAUACUUGCAAGGCCAGGUAGAGGAUGCCAUGUUAACCACGAGUGUAGCACUGCAACCGCUGAUGGUACUGAAAUUACAAAGAGUAAUAAAGAUUGCCAUGUCAAAACCUCUUCUAAAGCAAAUGGUGGAACUCUCAUUGUUUGUCCCAUGGCAUUGCUGGGACAAUGGAAGGAUGAGCUUGAAACCCAUUCAAAGCCUGAAAGUAUAUCCAUUUUCGUUCACUAUGGUGGGAGCAGAGCCAGUCCAAAGGUGAUCGCAGAACACAAUGUGGUCUUGACAACAUACGGAGUAUUAACUGCAGCUUAUAAAAAUGAUUCAGAGAACAGCAUCUUUCACAGGGUCAGUUGGUAUAGGGUGGUUCUAGAUGAAGCUCACACCAUAAAAUCCUGGAAGACUCAAGGUGCUCAGGCUGCCUUUUCAUUGUCCUCACACUGCCGGUGGUGUCUAACAGGAACCCCUAUUCAGAAUAACUUGGAAGAUCUCUACAGCCUCUUAUGCUUCUUACACGUCGAACCAUGGUGCAAUUGGGCUUGGUGGAACAAAUUGAUUCAAAAGCCCUAUGAGAAUGGUGAUCCAAGAGGGAUGAAACUGAUCAAAGCUAUUUUGAGGCCAUUGAUGUUGAGAAGAACAAAGGAGUCGAAGGAUAAAGAAGGAAGGCCCAUACUCGUUCUCCCUCCAACGGACAUUCAGAUCAUUGAAUGUGAACAGUCAGAAGCUGAACAUGACUUUUAUGAUGCACUUUUUAAGAGAUCUAAAGUCCAAUUUGACCAGUUUGUUGCUCAAGGCAAGGUUCUUCACAACUAUGCAAAUAUCCUUGAGCUACUGCUUCGAUUGAGGCAGUGUUGCAACCAUCCAUUUCUUGUUAUGAGUCGAGCUGAUUCACAAAAGUAUACAGACCUGAGCAAGCUUGCAAGAAGGUUCCUUGAAACUAAUUCUAACUCUACCACUACAAAGCAGACUGUGCCAACCCAUGCAUAUGUUGAGGAGGUUGUUGAAGGCAUUCGGAGGGGUGAAAACACAGAAUGCCCCAUAUGCUUGGAGUAUGCAGAUGACCCUGUGCUCACUCCAUGUGCACAUAAAAUGUGCAGGGAGUGUCUCCUCUCAAGCUGGCGGACUCCAACAUCUGGGCUAUGCCCAAUUUGUCGACAAUUGCUAAAAAAGACUGAUCUCAUAGCAUGUCCAUCAGAAAACCAGUUCUGGGUUGAUGUUGAGAAGAACUGGAAGGAGUCUUCAAAGGUUUCAGGACUCUUGGAGUGCCUGGAAAGUAUUCAGCGGACAGGUUCUGGUGAAAAGAGCAUUGUUUUUAGCCAAUGGACUUCGUUUUUUGAUUUGCUGGAGAUCCCAUUAAAGAGGAGGGGAAUUGGGUUCUUGAGAUUUGAUGGAAAGCUGGUUCAGAAGCAGAGGGAGUGGGUCCUGAAGGAGUUUAGUGAGACCAAAGAGAAGAUGGUAUUGCUAAUGUCUUUGAGAGCUGGCGGUGUAGGCUUGAAUUUAACCGCAGCCUCCAAUGUCUUCUUAAUGGAUCCAUGGUGGAAUCCUGCCGUUGAAGAGCAAGCAAUAAUGCGGAUUCAUCGUAUUGGACAAAAGCGAACAGUUCGUGUUAGAAGAUUUAUUGUGAAGGACACGGUGGAGGAACGAAUGCAGCAAGUCCAGGCACGCAAGCAGAGCAUGAUUGCUGGGGCCCUGACCGACCAGGAGGUUCGAACGGCCAGGCUUGAGGAGCUCAAAAUGCUUUUCCGAUGAACUUUGACAAUUUUUAUUUUGAGGGCCUUAUAUAUUAUAUACAUAUAUGUAUAGUCCAGAAAUGCCCAAUUUUGGAAAGUUCAUUUACGACAUUUAUAGGCUACAGUAUGUUAUUUAAAUGAAGCUGAUUAUAUCCUCGGCCA
Molecule: messenger RNA, 3848 nt
Organism: Juglans regia (Persian walnut)
Lineage: Eukaryota; Viridiplantae; Streptophyta; Magnoliopsida; Fagales; Juglandaceae
Product: DNA repair protein RAD5B
Exons: 18
Coding region: 97-3705 (1202 amino acids)
Molecular function (GO): nucleic acid binding; ATP binding; ATP-dependent chromatin remodeler activity
Source: RefSeq, a predicted model, not a curated record